AUGGCCGAGGAAGACUUCUCCACUGGGGACAUGUUCCAGGACCCAGAAGGGUUCUAUCCCGAUGAGCCAGAACCCACCUUCGCCGAGCACACUAUGUUGUCCGGCAAGACAGUUCGCGUGCGACUCGUGGGCAGCCACCCACUUUACGGAAACCUCCUCUGGAACGCCGGCCGUACCAGCGCACACUACAUCGAAGAACGAACCGAAGACCUCAUCCGAGGCAAAGACAUCCUUGAGAUCGGCGCCGCAGCAGGCGUCCCCAGUAUCGUCAGCGCCAUCCAGGGCGCCAACACCGUCGUUUUGACCGACUACCCGGAUCUCGACCUGGUACAGAAUAUGCAACACAAUGCGGAUCUAGCAGUCGACCAGAUCCCCAAGGGCCCCGACAACCGGAAUCCGCUACAUGUCGACGGUUACCAAUGGGGCAAACCGGUGGAACCCCUCCUUGAAUGCAUCCCUCCUUUGGCUGAUGGCUCGAGAGCCACGGGCUUCGACGUGCUUAUCAUGGCCGAUGUCAUUUACAGUUAUCCCGAGCACGGCAAUCUGGUCAAGACUAUGCAAAUGACGCUCAAGAAGACCGCCGAGGCUGUCGCGCUGGUCAUUUUCACGCCAUAUCAGCCUUGGCUGUUGUCUCAGACUGAGAAGUUCUUUCCCCUGGCGGAAGCGGGCGGGUUCAUUGUAACUAAGAUUUUUGAGAAAUUGAUGGGUGAAGUCCUCUUUGAAGAUGAUCCUGGUGAUGAGAAGCUUCGCAGGACAGUUUUUGGAUAUGAGCUUCGCUGGUCGCCUGAGCGAUUGGCUGAAGCCCCGAAAAGCGCUUGA
Penicillium manginii is the source of this 819-nucleotide messenger RNA. RefSeq names its product putative nicotinamide N-methyltransferase Nnt1 (gene efm7). Gene Ontology annotation, biological process: peptidyl-lysine dimethylation. Gene Ontology annotation, molecular function: protein-lysine N-methyltransferase activity. The record is from RefSeq and is a predicted model, not a curated record. Lineage: Eukaryota; Fungi; Ascomycota; Eurotiomycetes; Eurotiales; Aspergillaceae. The coding region runs from base 1 to 819 and encodes 272 amino acids. The transcript is spliced from 3 exons.